Molecule: messenger RNA, 1542 nt
Organism: Mercenaria mercenaria
Lineage: Eukaryota; Metazoa; Mollusca; Bivalvia; Venerida; Veneridae
Exons: 5
Coding region: 67-1248 (393 amino acids)
Source: RefSeq, a predicted model, not a curated record
AAUGAAACAUCUGCCGUUGUUUUUGAUAGUGUAUUCAUUCGAAAGUUAGUUAUACUGUGUUUUAACAUGGCGGUAAUAUGGACAUUUCUAACAAUUAUGAGUGUACAAAUACUAAUUCCUGUUGCCAGAAGUUCGGGUAAAAAGGGUGUGGUACACACGGUAAACGACUACAUGUGUGGCGAUUUUAACGUACUUAACGUGGCGUGGUGGUAUGAUUAUAGCAUGACCCUAGAAAACUUUCGCAAGGAGACGAGCUGGUGCCGUCCGUCUAUAGACAAUUACAAAGAUACAUAUGUACCUAUGGUCUGGGGAUUGGAUUGGAAGAUUCAACUUCCAAAUGACGGAGAUUAUGUUCUCGCAUUCAACGAACCGAAUCACGGGGGGCAAGCAAAUAUAUCUGCAGAGCAAGCCGCCGCUGCAUGGCCGGAGUUGGAAAAGAAAUCGAAAGGAAAACUACUCGUGAGUCCAUCUGCUGCUAUUUGUGGUGGUGAUACGUGCCUAGGAAAACCAGACGAAUGGUUUGCCAAAUUCUUCAAGCUAUGUAAAGGGUGUCGCGUGGACUAUCUUGCCACACAUACAUUUAUGUGCAACGCUAACAAAGUUAUGAAAUAUCUGAAAGAUCUCCACACGAAAUUCGGAAAACAGAUUUGGUUGACUGAAUUUGCAUGCGGUGAAGUGGAUGAUCCAGAAGUAAUGCGUCUCUUCAUGGCACAACUUUUACCUCAACUUGAAGCUGCCGACUUUGUGUUCAGAUAUGCUUGGUACAAGGCCAGGAUUAGAGAAUCGCACUAUGUUACCACUGCUGCAAGCCUUCUUGAGGUAGACAGCUCGAACCUUACGCCAUUAGGGCGGCUCUACAUUGGGUACGAAGGAGGGGAUAUACCAAUUGAAGAAUUCGAAACUACACUGGCAGACGAAAUGGACAUUAUACUGAAAAACAUAAUCGGAGUUGGGAAAGCAGAGGCGCUGAUAAUAGCCCAAGCAUACACUGAAAACCCUGCCAAAUGGUGGAGAAUAUUCUACUCGAUCGGACAAAACCUGCAGUACCUACCUUCGUCAGCGGCUGCUUUUUAUAUAUCGGCGCCAAAAACAGAAGUAAAACAAAGAAUCAAGACAACGCUAAAGAACAUACUUUGUACAACUCCUGAUGCAAUCCAGGACCCUGAUAUAAUUGAAGAAGCUGAGAGGAUCAAAGGACUGCAUAAAGAUAAGAAGCAGAAAGGAACGCUGCGACGUCCUGCGUGUUAAGAUAUGUUUUACAAAGUAUAGUCGGAUACAUUCUUACAACAAGAAAGCCAAUGUAGUCAAAUCGUCUCUCUGCAAAAAGUCGUCCUAUUCACUUUAGCAGCAAAUAUAUAUUAAAUCUGUACGUUUGAAAAUGAUUAAAGAUUGAACAAUAUCUAGUUCGCUUUUAAUUCCUCAAAAUGCAAACUUCAUAUAUCAUUAGUAUCUAAAUAAAAGUGUGGUUGUGUGAAUUGAUUGCGCUUUUGUGGUUUACGUUGUAGUGUGACUGUUAUUAAGGAACGUAGCGUUCCCUUUGAA